UACAACUUAUUUCACAUGUGGUCAGUGGAUUAAUGUUAUUGAUGGUUGUUAUCAAUUCCAUAUUUAUGCAUAGCCCACCCAAAUACAAUUCCUGUCCUGAUCUAAACAUCAAUAACUCAAACAUGUGACAGUCCUAAGUUUUGUUGAACAGCAUUUUGGGUUUGGGCUUCUUUAAAGUGGGGGGAUAAUAAGAGUGAAUAAAGGAUUUUUUUCUUUAUGGAACUUAUUUUUGUAUUGAACUCUAUUCAAUAAAAAAAUAAAAUAAAAUAAAAUAAAUUAUAUGCAAAAUUCCAAAUGUCCGACAGUCCUUGAAGGCAGCACGUUCCAAACGUCUCCGUGCUGUGAGAUUCUUUUUUUCCCACAUCGCCUGAACGCAGCGCGAUAAAGAGUCCCCGCCUCCCCGGUGCUUUGACGUCACCUGCGUCCGUCUCCGCACAUGGACGGAGAAGUGUAGCAGCUCCGCUCCCUCUCCGCCCUCCUCCUCCUCCUCCUCCUCCUCCCUCCCUCCUCCAAGCUAUUAGCCAGCCAGCCUCGACGACAGACAGCCAGCCGCUCACCGUCCUGCUGCUGCGCGGAGUUCCCGUCUUCUCCCUCCGAGCCCCCGGCGUCGUUUUUCCCCGUUUUGCGAGGAUAAUAUCCACGGGCCGGCUUGCGAGUUCGGUCGCGUCUUUUUCGGGGGGAAAUAUUCUGUCUUUUGCGAGCUUUGUUCUCCAAUUGCCCUUGAAGACAUAUGGAGAAAAUGGCCAGACCUCUUCCUAUUAACCCAACUUUCCUGCCGCCGACUCACGGCGUACUGAAAUCCCUGCUGGAAAAUCCUCUGAAGCUGCCUUUCCAUCACGAUGAAGGAUUUGGGAAAGACAAGGAGAAAGAGAAGAAGCUGGACGAUGAGAGCGGCGUGGCCAACCACCCACAGUCGGCCUUCCUCGGCCCGACCCUGUGGGACAAGACCCUGCCCUACGAUGGGUUAGGACAGGUCCUGGACAACUUUCAGCUGGAGUACAUGGACCUGGAGGAGUUCCUAUCAGAGAACGGCAUCCCCGCCAACACAGCGCAGGCUGCCGAGCAGGCCCCUCAGGCAGCGCAGCCGCCGCAGACCCCUCUGCAGCAGGCGCCGCCCCCAGCCCCGCCCACGCCCUCUGUGGUGGACCUCAGCAGCCGCGCCACCACCUCGGUUCACACGGCCAUGGCGCCUCAGACCUGCCUCCGCAGCCCCAGCACAGCAGCUGUGCCCUCAUCCCGAGACACCCCCAGCCCCAUCGAUCCAGAGUCCAUUCAGGUGCCGAUGGCCUAUGAACCCGACCCGGCGGACCUGGCUCUGUCCAGCGUGCCCGGCCAGGAAAUGUUCGACCCCAGGAAACGUAAAUUCUCAGCCGAGGAGCUGAAGCCGCAGCCCAUGAUCAAAAAAGCCCGCAAGGUCUUCAUCCCCGAGGACCUGAAGGACGACAGGUACUGGGCGCGGCGCAGAAAGAACAACGUGGCAGCCAAGAGGUCACGAGACGCCCGGCGGCUGAAGGAGAACCAGAUCGCCAUCCGGGCCGGCUUCCUGGAGAAGGAGAACGCCGCUCUCCGCAUGGAGGUAGCGGACUUGAGGAAGGAGCUGGGUCGCUGCAAGAACAUUGUGGCUAAAUACGAGGCCCGACACGGGCCCCUGUGAGCCCCAAACCCGCCCCACCGGCCCCCCCCCCCCCCCCCCCCC
Thunnus maccoyii (southern bluefin tuna) is the source of this 1696-nucleotide messenger RNA. It is a transcript of the gene hlfa, whose product is annotated as HLF transcription factor, PAR bZIP family member a. Gene Ontology annotation, cellular component: nucleus. Gene Ontology annotation, molecular function: DNA-binding transcription factor activity, RNA polymerase II-specific; RNA polymerase II cis-regulatory region sequence-specific DNA binding. Gene Ontology annotation, biological process: regulation of transcription by RNA polymerase II. The record is from RefSeq and is a predicted model, not a curated record. NCBI's taxonomy places the organism in Eukaryota, Metazoa, Chordata, Actinopteri, Scombriformes, Scombridae. The transcript is spliced from 4 exons. Bases 731 to 1654 code for a protein of 307 amino acids.